CGUCAUCAUCAUGGAAUUGCCACAGCCAGGAGACGAGUCUCGCGUCCUUGUCAUAUACACAGGAGGAACCAUUGGCAUGCUUGUUGGCCAACAAGGAUAUGUUCCGGAGCCCUAUUUCUUGACGGAAACUCUACGUAGCCAGUCGCGUUUCCAUGAUCCUUUACAGGACUCUUUGUUUUCACACUCUGGAACAGUCCAAGGCUUUAGAAACUGGAGCAGGGGAAAUGGUCGAUCAGAGAGUCCGCAACGCAGCUCUGGUACAGCGACACCAUCCGAUGUACCUCUACCGACACUACGCGUGAGGUCGACACGUCCAAUUGGGCACUCUUCUGGUCUGGUACCGGACAGCCCGCUGUCGAAGCACCAUCCACGGUGUAAACAAAUCGCAGAAAACGUAUACGAGGCCAAUUUACCCAGUCUGGUCACUCCGCGGACCAAAACUCCAGGCAGCAGCCUUAGCAAAUCGAUUCGUUACGCGAUCCUUGAGUGGAACCCAUUACUCGAUAGCAGCAAUAUGGACAUGUCAGACUGGAUAAGAAUCGCAACUGAGAUUGAACUUAAUUAUAACUCGUUUGACGCGUUUGUCAUACUGCAUGGAACCGACACCAUGUCGUAUACCUCCAGUGCUCUGAGCUUCUUGUUAGAAGACCUCGGGAAAACAGUGAUCAUAACCGGUGCUCAGAUUCCCCUCUCGCAACUACGAAAUGAUGCAACUGACAACCUAAUGGGUGCACUCAGCAUUGCUGGACACUACAUAAUACCUGAGUGUUGCUUGUAUUUUAAUCAUACCUUAUUCAGAGGAAACCGAGUCACCAAGGUUUCAUCUAAUGACCUCAGUGCUUUCGACAGCCCGAACUUCCAACCUCUAGUCAAAGUCGGAAUUGACAUUGUUGUCAACUGGAACGACGUUAUCCGACAGACGGGGCUACGGCGAUUCAAAGCCUACAAAGCCCUAUCCCCCCAUGUUGCAACACUUCGCCUCUUCCCUGGUAUUACCGGGACCACGAUCAAGGCAUUCUGCUCAGAAGGGACACGAGGCGUUGUUCUUGAGACCUUCGGAGCCGGGAAUGCCCCCCAGCGGACGGAUGUCAUCGAGGCGCUAAGGGAGGCCUGUGAUCGUGGUGUGGUCAUCGUAGCGAUCUCUCAAUGCAUGAAAGGCGCUGUAUCAGACGUAUACGAAACAGGCCGAACCCUCAUGCAAGCUGGGGUGGUCCCUGGUAUAGACAUGACACCGGAGUGCGCAUUGACGAAGCUAUCCUAUCUCCUCACGAAGCCAGAACUCUCGGUUCGAGAAGUUCGUGAGCUUAUGGGUAUGCCUUUACGUGGAGAGCUCACACGGGUCUCGAUGACUGCCCCUAGCUCGAGCGAGGCCACUAUCAACCAAAACAUGGACAACAUUCAGCACGUCCUCAAUCAAUUCGUUCGCCUCUCUGCGCGCCCCGGCGCUUCCCACUCGCACGGCCCGCAAAUCACACUGAGUACCCACGAACAAGAACAAGGGGAGCACCCAGACCCGCAGAAAACCUCUGCUCCAUGGACUUGGACUGCUGCAGAGGCGGCGUACACCGAGGCAAUCUUGUAUCCCUUCUUGAUUCAUUUGGCUGCCAGCAAGAAUGAUCUGGAGGCUUUGAGGUCAUGUCUUGGGACCGCUGAAUCAGUGGAACAGUCCUUAGCCCCUCCGCCGGCCACAGAAACGCCGAAGUACGGCCUGGUUGCUGGGGGUAUCGUGAACUGUCUAGAAGCAGCGUCCGGUCGUUCUCCACUCCAUGUUGCCGCACUGAACGGCCAUACAGAAUCGACGCAAUUCCUCCUUCAGUCGGGUGCACUCGUACAUUUAAGGGAUACCAUGGGACAUACUGCACUCUACUAUGCUGCUCGACAAGGGCAUGAAGCUACUGUGGAUGCGUUGGUGCAAGCAGGGGCGACGCUGGGUGGAGCAGAUAGGAGAUUCGCCAAACUCCUUUACAACGAAGCGAUGGAAUCCAACGAUGAGCAAUUAGUAGCUCUUUGGAAGAAGUGCGGCAUGUAGGAGGAGAAAUCCAGUAGAUUAUAGACAACCAAGAGAC
Molecule: messenger RNA, 2066 nt
Organism: Coprinopsis cinerea okayama7#130
Lineage: Eukaryota; Fungi; Basidiomycota; Agaricomycetes; Agaricales; Psathyrellaceae
Product: L-asparaginase
Exons: 11
Coding region: 11-2029 (672 amino acids)
Biological process (GO): amino acid metabolic process
Molecular function (GO): protein binding; asparaginase activity
Source: RefSeq, a predicted model, not a curated record